AUAAUAACAGAUUGAAAAAUGGAAGCAAUGUCCAUUUGCAGCCAAGAACACUUGUGUUACGCAAGAAGCAUCCAUCUGCCCGUCAUCAGACAAACAAAGGCAUCAGCAAAUUAAUUGCACCCAGAUCCAAGAAACCAAGAGCACAAGGUCAAAAACAGCGAGGCACUUGCGUCCCAGAUCCAUCGUCAGAGCCGGCAUCAGAUAGCUUCCUUCCCACCGCGCCGAGCUCCAAAGCCAAGCAGCCGACCAUGACCUCGGCCUCCGGCAGCCGGCGCAUCACCAUCAAGUCCAUCUCCUGCCGCGGCGUCAAGGCCUUCGUCCCGUUCCAGAAGCCGCCGCUCUACGCCGCGGUGUCCCUCGGCGGCCGCCGGGAGAAGACGCCGCCCGACGCCGACGGCGGCGAGUGCCCGGACUGGGACGACGCGGCGUUCGCGUUCGACCUCGACGGGGACGGCGGGGGCCAGCAGCAGCUGGUGGAGUUCGAGGUCAAGGCGCAGGUGCCGCUCCUCGGCACCAAGCUCGUCGGCACGGCUAGCGUGCCGGUGUCCGACCUGGCGGCGCACGGAGGGGGAGCCGGCGCCGGCGCCGGCGCGGCGCUGCGCCACGUCAGCUACCAGGUGAGCGCCCCCGACGGCAAGCCGAACGGCACGCUCAGCUUCGCAUACGCCAUCAGCGGCGGCCCCGGCGCCGGCGCGUGUCCGCAGCCGCAGCAGCUCUACCCGGCGCCGGACGGCGCGCGGCCGGAUCAAAAUCCGAGCUUUUGCUGCGCGCCUCCGCCGACCGCACCCUACCUUGCUCCCGCGGCGGCAAACUUCGCGCCACCGAGCGGCGGGUACCCUCCGCCACCGCAGCCGUCGCCGCCGCCAGCUUCCGCUCCUCUCUACCCGCCGCUGCAAGACUUGCUUCCGCCGAUCAGCUACCCCCCUCCCGCAGCGCCUAAUCCACAGUUCCCAUCGCCAAACAGCAGCAGCAGCUACCCGCCGCCGCCGACGGCGGCUGUCAUCGCGUACCCGCCGCCACCCGCGUCAUGUACCGCCUGCCCAGCGCCUCCGGCGGAGUACACCAGCUACCCGCCGCCGCCGACGGUGGCAUACCCGCCACCACCACUUGCGUCAUGCGCAGCCUGUCCUUCGGCGCCUCCGGCACCGUACUCCAGCUACCCGCCGCCACCAUCGACGACCUACCUGCCGCCACCGCCGAGCGGCUACCCACCGACACCGGCGUCCAAUUUGGCCCCUCCGACCAGCACCUACCCGCCCCCGGCGGAGUCAGGCUCGGCCUACCCAGUUUAUCCCAGAUCGGCGCCUUCGCCCCCGCCGAGCACGGUGGACCGUGCGCUGCCGUACUACCCGGCGCCGCCCGGCGGCUCGUACUACCCUCCGCCGGGGACGCGGCACCCCGAGCUCGACGGCGCCGCCAGGACGCCGCACUACUACCCGCCGCCGGGGACUCGGUACCUGUAGGAGGAACUCGGGGGGGACAAUCUGCAACCUUGUCCUUGUGAAACUGUGAUGGCUGACUAAAAUUAUUUUUUGAGGACCCAGUUCCUUUUUUUCUGGA
Panicum hallii is the source of this 1560-nucleotide messenger RNA. RefSeq names its product leucine-rich repeat extensin-like protein 1. The transcript has a single exon. The record is from RefSeq and is a predicted model, not a curated record. Gene Ontology annotation, biological process: defense response. Lineage: Eukaryota; Viridiplantae; Streptophyta; Magnoliopsida; Poales; Poaceae. The coding region runs from base 249 to 1463 and encodes 404 amino acids.